Cydia strobilella is the source of this 6390-nucleotide messenger RNA. RefSeq lists its product as uncharacterized. Gene Ontology annotation, cellular component: RNA polymerase I complex. NCBI's taxonomy places the organism in Eukaryota, Metazoa, Arthropoda, Insecta, Lepidoptera, Tortricidae. Gene Ontology annotation, molecular function: DNA binding. The record is from RefSeq and is a predicted model, not a curated record. Bases 43 to 5697 code for a protein of 1884 amino acids. Gene Ontology annotation, biological process: transcription elongation by RNA polymerase I; DNA-templated transcription; RNA polymerase I preinitiation complex assembly. The transcript has a single exon.
AAUCUUCGUACUUAACCUUUUCAUUUUCAUAUCAAUGACGCUAUGUCGGAGCUCACAGUGCACUCGGUCUGCACUAAAGGGCCGAUUUAUCCCAUCUUAUUAUAUUUCCAAAAUAACUGUGACAGUGGAAGACAGUGUAUCGUGUUACAAGAUAAGAAUGAGUCUAGACCUAGAACGAUAGUAAUGGAGACUCCUGAGCUCGUCUACGCCGGCAAAGAGGAAAAGGAAGACUCUGACAUAACCUUGAUACUGGCCAGAGACAGGAUAUCCGGUAAUGUUCGUCUAAUAGAGGUAGGCAGCGCCGACUUGAAACCGGUCACCGAAACUUACUCAGACGAUUUAGAACAUCAUUACGAAGCGAAAGCGCAUAGUAAGAUGGGAUCAAAGAAAACUAAGACACAGAAUAUAUCAAAUAAUGUUCUAAUGAUUCCGCCUAUAGAUAGAGAAAUAACUAAAGAUUUAGAACAGCAAAAUAAAUUUAAAAUUAAUCUUGAAACUGAAUCAGAACAGACAGAUAUGGGGAUUAUGGACCAACAAGAUCUUACAGCGUUAAAAGAGCAUUACUCCGAAGAAUUCCACAUACCGCCUAUUUACAGAGGAGCUACCAAAGUUGAAGAUGUUUAUCAGAUAGAGAAGAUUUUGUCCAAAGAAGAAUAUGAAAAGAUUUUACAGGAACUGCAGGAAAAUAACUAUGCGACUCAUUUGCAUCCUUAUAUAAAGUCCUACAUGAACGUCAGGCAUCUAUCACCACAAUUAACGGUACUUGCUGUCUACACCAGUUAUCUCAUUAAAUACUUACAUGCUAGCAAAGAACCAAUCGGAAUGAGUAAAAUUAAAAUAUGUCAGCAUUCAAAAACAUUGAAUGAUAUACUAAUGAAAAAGUUUACAGAACUAGCUGCGAUUAGACCAGAAAGUGUUCGGGAGAAGAUUAUAUGUCAUAUAAUGGUGUUCAUGUUGAUAUUAAAUAAUUAUAGAUUUUAUCUUGAACCUCUAUGUACUGCAAUGGGUAUACCAAAAAGAUUCAGUAUUGAACAGCUAGUCCACUUCACUGGAGCAUCAGUAGUUACAAGUGAAAUUGGAAGACAGGUGCUACUAAGGCUACCAUUGGUCAGAAAACCACAUUCUACCUCUGAUAAAUCAACCGUAUGUGAAGAUACAGACUCACGGAAGCAGCUAAAAGAAGAAAAAAGAUUAAAAAUUAGUAAAGAUCUCGUGAAACAGUUGGUGUCAAAAGUUCAAGAUGAAACUGUUACGGAAAAGAAUAAAAUUGUGACUGCCAAUGAUACGGUCAACAAUGAUCAGUCUAUAAAUGGCAAACCUUACUCGGAUGACUUCUAUUUGCCAUCUAUAAACAGAGAUGCAGCUCAAGUUGGACAUGUAGAAAAAACUAAAGAUAAGAAUUUAGAAUUUGAGAAGAAACAAUUAGAAAAGCAAAAGAAACUUAGAAUUAAUCUUGAAACUGAAUCAGAACAGACAGAUAGGGGGGUUAUAGACCAACAGAAUCUUACAGCGUUAGAAGAGAAUUACUCCGAAGAGUUCCAUAUACCACCUAUUAACAGAGGAGCUACCAAAGCUGAAGAUGUUUAUCACAUAGAGAAGAUUUUGUCCAAAGAUGAAUAUGAAAAGAUUUUACAGGAACUAGAGGAAAAUAACUAUGCGACUCAUUUGCAUCCUUAUAUAAAGUCUUACAUGAAAGUCAGGCAUCUAUCACCACAAUUAACGGUACUCGCUGUCUACGCCAGCUAUCUUAUUGAAUACUUACAUGCUAGCAAAGAACAAGUCAGAAAGAGUAAAUUUAAAAUAUGUCAGCAUUCUAAAACAUUGAAUGAUAUACUAAUAAAAAAGUUUACAAAACUAGCUGUGAGACCAGAAAGUGUUCGGGAGAAGAUUAUAUGUCAUAUAAUGGUGUUCAUGUUGAUAUUAAACAAUUAUAGAUUUUAUCUUGAACCUCUAUGUACUGCAAUGGGUAUACCAAAGAGAUUCAAUAUUAAGGAGCUAGUCCACUUUACUGGGGCAUCAGUAGUUACAAGUGAAAUUGGAAGACAGGUGCUACUAAGGCUACCAUUGGUCAAUAAACCAUAUUCCACCUCUGAUAAAUCCACCACUGAAGAUACAGACUCACGCAAGCAGCUGAAAGAAGAAAAAAGAUUAAAAGUUAGUAAAGAUCGCAUUAAACAGUUGGUAUCAAAAGUUCAAGAUGAAACUGUUACGGAACAGAUAGAAACAGUAACUGCCAAUGAUAUGGUCAACAAUGAUCUGUCUAUAAAUGGCGAACCUGACUCGGAUGACUUCUAUUUGCCAUCUAUUAACAGAGAUGCAGCUCAAGUUGAACAUGUAUAUAUUGUAGAGAAGAUUUUAUCCAAAGAUGAAUAUGAACAGAUCUACUGUGAGUUCAUGGAGAAUAAUUACACAGCUGAUUUACACCCGUACGUACUGCCCUUCAUAGAAAACGAGACUCUGUCCUUACAAUCAACAGUGCUAGCUCUAUAUACAAGUGAACUUUUAAAAUUCUUACAUGUUGGCAAAGGAGAAAUCAUGAAAGAUGACUUUAUAUUAUGCCACCGUUCUAAGACAUUAAAUAAUAUCAUUAUGAACCGUUUUACAAAACUUGUUAUGUAUAAACGUACGAGGUUGCAAGACAUGAAAGAUAAAAUUGUAUGUCAUAUAAUUGUAUUUACUUUAAUCUUAAGUAAGUUUAGCUUUAAGCUGAUGCCUCUCUUUAAAUCAAUAAAGGGUAAUUAUAACCAUAUGAGGAAAAUGAUAGCUCUAAUCGGAGCAUCAAUUAUAAACGAAGACAGUGAAAUGACAGUGCAGUUAAAAUUACCGUUAGUUCCAAAACCUCAGGCCCCUAUAAGAAAACCUAAGCCCCAUAAAAUUGAAAAGAACUUUGUGCAGCACAAAGACGUCUAUGAAAUCGACCCAGAUGAGUUCUAUGUACCGUUUCUUAACAGAGAAGCAACCAAUCUUGAAGAUGUAUAUGUUAUAAAGGACAUUUUCUCCGAAGAUGAGUAUUUCCAGAUUUUUUUUGAGCUAGCGGAAAACAAUUAUUUGGGUGAUUUACAUCCGUACAUACAGCAAUUUGUGGAAGACAAGACAUUGUCUUUAGAGUUUACAGUGCUAGCUGUAUAUGCAAGUGUACUUAUAAAAUUCUUACAUGCCAGCCUUAGCGAAAUCAGAAACGUGAACUACAAAAUUUGCCACCAUUCUAAGACAUUAAAUGCAAUCUUAUUUGAACGGUUUAUAGAACAUCUUCAUUAUAAAGGGCGGAAUUUUUCAGAAAUCUCAAGGUCACGAGCAAUGAGAAGAAAAGUUGUGUGUCACAUAAUAGUUUGUACGUUGAUCUUAAAUAACUUUCAAUUUAAGGUGGAUUCUUUUUUGGAUGAGAUAAAAAGGGAACAAAUACAAGAACCCUUACGAAAGUUGGUCAGUUUUGUUGCAGCUACAAUUGAAAUUGGGGACGAUGGAACAAUGGUAAAGUUAAAAUUGCCCCUAGUUCCAAAGACUCGGGAGACUAUACGGAGAAAAAAAAAUGCUCAAAUAAUUAGAAUGGACUUGAAGCGGAAGGAAGGAAUUGACCCGGAUGAUUUCUAUCUACCAACUAUUGACAGAGAAGCAACUAAACUUGAAGAUGUAUAUCCUGUAGAUGAGAUUUUAUCUAAAGAUGAGUAUGAUACAAUUCAUAAUGAGUUACAGCUGAAUAAUUACAAAGAUAAUUUACUCCCAUAUAUACAGUCUUUUAUCGAAAACAAGACUCUUUCUUUACAAUUAACGGUGCUAGCUGCAUACGCAAAUGAACUUUUAAAUUUCUUAAAAGUUUAUAAAAAUUUCAGGAACCCAUACUUUAGAAUAACCCACCUUUCCAAUAAAUUAGAUGAUAUCUGCAAAAAAAGAUUUAUUGGUGAAACUAAAAUGGUUGAAAACAAGGCACAGGACAUGAAAGAUAAAAUGGUAUGUCACAUAAUUGUAUGUUUGUUAAUAUUAAAUAACUUUCAAUUCAGGCUAAAAAAAUUCUGUAACGAAAUAAAGAAAACAUAUAAAACGAAACACGUGGAAAAGGUGGUGAGUCUUGUUGGAGCGGUGAUUGUUAAUGGAGACAAGGGAUCACUGGUAGAGUUAAAAUUACCAUUAGUACCAAAGAAGGAGGACAUUAUAAAUAAAACUUCGACACGUCUUACUGUCGAUCAAGACCUAACAAUAUCUGAUGAAAAUGUGAUAGAUCCAGACUACGAUUUACUAAAUACACAGAAUAACAUGAGUGGAGCUUCUAAAAUUGACCCUCUGCAACAUAAUGUUGAGAAAGGAAGUGUAGAACCUGAGACUGAGAAUGUUGAUGUUGAUCAAAGAGAUCAAUCCGAUAAUGAAAAUAUGAAGGACGCUGACGACGUUUAUUUACCGCCUAUUAACCGAAAGGCAACCAAACUUCAAGAUGUAUAUCCUUUAGAAAAGUUUUUGUCUAAAAAUACAUAUAAGAAAAUUGAGCGUGAGUUAAAAGAUAAUAAUUACAAAGAAGAUUUACAUCCGUGCAUAAAGUCCUUUGUGAAAAAGAAGUCAUUGUCUUCCGAGUUAACAGUGCUGGCCAUGUGUGCAAGUUCGCUUAUAAAAUACGUACAUUCUCUCGCGAGAGAAAUCAAGAAAGCUAACUACAGAAUAUGCCCCUAUUCCAAGACAUUGAAUGAUAUCUUAAUAAAAGGAUUUACAGAACUUGUUAAAUAUCAGAAUAAUAAAAAAUACAAAGUAAAUGUAAGGAUCAAGUCGGCAAACAUGAAAAUGAAGUCUGUGUGUCAUAUAAUGAUAUGUAUGUUGAUUUUAAAUAACUUUCAUUUUAAGCUGGACCUUCUCAAUGACGCAUUAAAGAAAACAUGUGGAUUUAGAUUUAUGCUGGAGUCUGUACGCCUUGUUGGAGCGAUCAUUGAAAAUAGGGACGGUGGAACUAUAGUGAAGUUACAAUUACCAUCCGCCCCAACUCAACUCCCCUUAAAACCUUUGGAUCGUAAAAUUGACUUGUCUAAAUAUGACAUAGUUGACCCAGACGAUUUCUACGUACCGCCUAUUAACAGAGAAGCAACUGAACUUGAAAAUGUAUAUCUAAUGGACAAAAUUUUCUCUAAAAGUAAAUACAAGAAGAUUUACUGUGAGUUGGAAAAGAGUAAUUAUAUUGAGGAUCUACACCCAUAUAUACAGUCCAUCAUCGAAGACAAGUCGCUCUCCCUGCAGUUCACAGUGCUAGCAGUUUAUGCGAGUGAACUGAUAAAAUUCAUACAUGUCCCGAGCUUGCAAAUCAGGAAAAAUGACUUUAAAAUAUGCCACAUUUCUAAGACACUGAAUAAUAUAAUAAUGAAAGGAUUUACAGAAUUUUCUGAAUAUAAAAGUGGUGGUAAUAACAGAAAGUAUAUCCUAAGAAUCAGCUCACCAGAUAUGAAAGGAAAAAUGGUAUGCCAUGUAAUAGCGUGUGUUUUGAUCCUAAAUAACUUUCAAUGUGAGCUGGAUACUCUUUCUGAUGCAGUAAAGCAUAAUAAAAUUAUAAGAAACGCACAAGAGAUGGUCCGUCUUGUCGGCGCGUCUAUUGUAGACGGGGACAACGGGAAAAUGGUGCAGUUAAAAUUACCAUUAGUCCCAAAAACUCAGAUUACCAGAAGAAAACAAUCUACUAAAAUCAUAAAGACUGCAAGAUUAAGCGAGCGGAGAAAAAACAGGUAGUCUAGUCUCUAUAUCAGCAGUCGCAUUGUGCGAGUUGGUUGGAGUUUUUAUAAUGGCGAUUCCAGAUAAGUGUUAGGUACGUGACGCUAUUUUUUAACGCUUCUGAUAGUUAAGUAGCCAAAAUUUAGCAUGAUAACGUUUUAAUAACAAAACUUCCGUAAAGACACAGUUCUGCCAUCUUGUGAGCUACAUUGGAAGCUUAAACUUGACAUUUACACUUCGCGCCAAUAAACAGGGGGCUCCUCUGCUGUCGCCUACAGAAAAUUUAUGCACGCUCCCUAUAAAUAUGUAGGUAUUGUGUUUCCAAGUGGUUUUUUUUGAAAAAAAAACCAACAUCAGCUUAAAAUUACUUUAUUUCGUUACUUGAUCAUCGCUCGCAGGAUUGAACAGUUUAAAAUGCUAACGGCAAACGAGAUAUCGAGUGGAAUAGGUAUCUGAGGUGAAAGGAAUCAUGGCCUACCCCCAAAAUCGAAAGUAAGUAGGGCCUCGCCUCUAUCAGAAUGAACGAGUAUCCCGGAACUCCGUUGCGCUUGCGAUGAGUGUAAGCUACUGUUAAAUGACUAAUAAAGGAUACGCGGGAUAGCUUCAGGGCCUUCAGGCCAGACACAACUACCUAUUUUUGCAAUGGAAGAAAUUCAUAAAAUAGGUAACUUAAUGAAAAACCCUGUAAUCACGGCAAAAAAUAUUUGGCAA